This is a messenger RNA of Telopea speciosissima, 310 nucleotides long. Its product is annotated as outer envelope membrane protein 7-like. The record is from RefSeq and is a predicted model, not a curated record. The coding region runs from base 59 to 301 and encodes 80 amino acids. Gene Ontology annotation, cellular component: chloroplast outer membrane. The transcript has a single exon. Lineage: Eukaryota; Viridiplantae; Streptophyta; Magnoliopsida; Proteales; Proteaceae.
AACGCUGCAAGGAAGAAGAGGUGUGAAGGGAAGAACGCUUGAAGCGAAGGGAGCGAGGAUGAAGCAAUCGGGGAAGGAGAAGGAGAAUUCCAUGAAAUCGGCUAUUGUGGUUGCUGGAGCUCUAGCUUUCGGAUGGAUGACCAUAGAGCUUGCUCUCAAGCCUUUCCUCAAGCAAGCUCGCGACGCCAUGGACAAGUCCGACGCCACCCGCGAUCCCGACGAUGAAGAACCCAGCGGAGCUCCCAAGUCUUCUUUGUCCACCACCACCGACGAUGUCUCGGACCGCGCUGGAUUGAAAUAGAAACAUCUC